ACAGGAUCAGCUUUUGGCCACAGAAUCUCAGCAGAGUCCAACACAGGGUAGUCCCAUGUCUUGUAGCCAUGCACAUUCUCUGCACAGCCCACCACCACAGACACCAUCCCAAGUAGGGCUUCGUCCUACCCAGGUUCAGCUAGGGCCUGCAGAGCCUGAGCAAAGCCCUUCACCACACAGUCAGGUGCAAGACAACCCUACACAGACACUGUUUGAUCGACCAUGUGGUCCUACAAACAUCAUCAUACAGCCUCAGCACAGUCCUACGCCACAUAGUUCUGCACAAGUUGGCACAUCACCUCCACAGAGUCCCACACAGGAUGCUGAACAUACACUGGACCAGGAGAGCCCUGGAUCAAGCAGCCCUGCUGAGCUGCAAUGUGCGCCUGCACAGGACAUUUCUGCACAGGACAUUUCUACACUGGACCAGGAACUCUCAACAGUCUGCCGUAGGCCCACCAAGACAGCAAGGAGACAUGCCUUACCAAGGCCCUUUUCAGCUCCAUGUAGCCCAUCACCAUCCUCACUCAGAGCCACACAGUGUAGUCUGUCACAGCCUGCUAGCCCAGUACAGGCUCACUCUACACAGCCUUUUAGGCCUUUGCAGCUAAGCUUACUUCCUUCUCAGCUUGCUGCUCAGUCAAGAGUCACAAAGGAAUGCACGCAAACCAGUACUACAGAGCCGACAUCUUUGGAGCAUAGCCCAGUGAAGCUGAUUCCUAACCUUGAUGGCCAAACACUGGAAAGUAGCCCUACCCCUCUUAGCCCCACACCUGACCUAUCCACAGUGCCCCCUGAUAGCCAUGGCACAGAUGGCAAACUCCCAAACCAGUGUGGUCCUGUUCAGAGUAGCGUGCUUAGCCCUGACCACUCUAGCCCCCAUCACGGUCCUGCCAUGUGCACACCAGAAAGCCUUGUUCACCUUAGCACUUCAAUGGAACACAGUAGCCUAACUUGCUCACCUUGUGCUAAUGAAAUGGAGGAAAUUCCCCUCCCAGCUAGCUACAGUCAUCAGAGUCCUUCUUGUGACAGCCCAUCACGUUGCACAGAAGCUAUUGAAGGUAAAACCAGCCCCAUACAUAUCCAAAAUAGCUCAGCUAGUGCUAGCCCCAAACAUGCCAGUCGGAUGCCUAUGAGCCCUGCCAGCUCUAUUCAGGCCUGUUCUAGCCCCAUGGCAGUGGAGACUAUCCCUGCCCACGUCAGCCCUGUAGCUACAGAGACUAGCCUCUCAACACAACCACCUAGCCCUGUAACGCUACCAGUGCAACCGAUUGGCCCCUUGGCACUACCUGUCAGAUCCGCAAAGCAACCAGCUAGCCCACCAGCAGUACUGGCUAGAUCUGUCCAUCCCAUCUCAUGUCAGGAUGAAGAGAUGGAGGCACAAGUCAACCACCACGGUCAUUUAAUUCACUCAGAAACUAGUCCUGGCCACCCAACCCCUAUUCUGGACAAUAUAAUUCAUAGAAGCCCUACUCAUGUUAGCCCAGUCCACACAGAAGCUAACAGUGGGUACAGUCUGAUGGGCUCCAUGCAUGUUCCAGAGAGAACCAGUGCCGCUGUUUGUAGUUUUGUAGACGCUCAGGCAAGUCCCACACUUCCUGGUCAGUCUGAUCCCUCACAUGUCCCGACCACCUGCAAUUCUUCUCCAUCUGCAGUCCAGACGGGCCCCCUGCCAUCUCCAACUAGCUUUAGUCCUCCACACUGUCGGUCAGCUGAUACUAGCCCAGCUAGUAGCUCUAUCAGCCACAGUCUGAGCCAUAGUGGCCAGACAAAUUCCCCGUCUGCUAGCAUAACUGAUGUCAGCCACAGUCCACCUAGGUCUAGUCCUGCUGGUCAAGCUAGUCCUGUUCACAAACAAAGCACCUCUUGUAGUGCCCACUCAGGCCCAGUCCAAAGACAGACUCCCUCAUUAGCUAGCAUGGCAUACAGUAGCCCUGCACAUUCUGCUGUUGCUUGUGUUAGCCCACCUUACAGUCCAGCUCAGGCCAGUGAAGAGUAUCGUAGCCCCAGAGGUAGCCCCCAUUAUACCCCAGCUUCCGACACUGGAACCAGUUCUGGCCUAACUGUGGCACAGCUAAGCCCCACUUUGGCUAGUUCAAGACUUAAUGUGGACAUGGGGGCCAGUUCCAUAAUCCGGAGCUGUGUUCUUCCCACUGUGGUUCAACUCAGUUCUGGUCUUGUUAAACCCACAGACAGUAUUAGGCAGACAAGCCCAGCACCUGCCAGUUCCCAGUCAUAUGACUCACCUGCUGUUAGUCCAAACCAGGCUAGUCUGAUCCAGGGUAGCCAGUCCCCAGCUAGUCCUCUCCCUACCCCCAAAAGGUCUGUUGUUGAAAGCCAAGAAAACACUGCAUCGGCAAGCCCCUUGUAUCAAAGACCAGCGACCCCUGUUGAUGCUACUUCCACUUUGGCUAGUCAGAGCCAUGCUAGCCUUGUCCAUUCUAGUCCCACUCAGGAUAACACUGUGAUGCCUAGUACUAGCCACAUUAGUAAAAUACCCGCUAGUUCCCCACUCUCUGCCCCCUCACAGAGUAGCCCUCCUCAUGCUCCACAAGCUCAAGCUAACUCUGUGCACAGUAGCCCAGUUGCUGGUCCUGUUUGCAGCCCCCUGCAAUCAGGUGAUACGCAAGUUAAUCCUAGACCUACCAGCUCUAUGCAGCCAGAGGCUAGUCCCAGUCCUGGACCCGAUAGACCUUUUAGUUGUGAGGCUAGCCCUGGUCCUGGUUCAGUUAGACCUGUUCUUGCCAUCCGUGGGCAGUCUGAAACCAGCCCAAGUUUUGGUCCUACAAGCCCUGUGCAGCUUGAUGCUGGUCGUGGUCCUGGAUGCCACUCUGUUUCCAGUCCUCAGCAACACACGACAGAAACAGAGUCUGCAGCCACAGUGGACAUCAGCAUGGAGGAGGAGCAGAAGGAGAAGACUGAAGAGAAGGAGGAGGAGGAGAUGCUGAGAGUAGUUCCACAGCAGGAGGAGCCUCACCGGACAGUAAAGGAGAGUCCAGAAGAAGAAGAGUCUGUUGAGAGAACAGAGAGAGGAGGAGAACAGGAGCAGGAAGAGGAGGAGAAGGAGGAGGAGGAUCGGCAUAGCAGCUCAAACCGUCCUCCUGCAGGGUCUGUCCUGACCGCCUCCCCCCUCCUCCCACAGCCAGCUCCUCCCUCCCCACAACCCACUGCACCAUACUCUGCCUUACAGCUCUCCUGCUCUCCCUCAUCCUCACCUCCUGCCUCCCCCCUUUCCUCACCACCAUCUCCUCCUCCUGCCAGAGCUGGCUCUCUGGAGGUGUCUCCUCACAGGACUGCCUUACUCCCCUACACCCUGUCUCCUCCCUCCCCUCCCCUGGAGGACCGCCCCCUGGAAGACAAACCUACCAAUCAAGUGGAAGCUGUGACUGGGGAGGCGGAGCAAGAGGACAAUUCGCUUCCCUGUCAUGUGGCAUCAGUAAAAGAUGACAGCCAAUCACAGAGCCAGUUUGAGCCUGUUGCUGCGGCAACAGAACCCACCAAAGAUAAGAACCAAUCACAUGCUGAGCCUUCAGAGAGAAAAGAUGAGGAGGAGGAGCCUCCUGAACCAUUGGAGCCUAUAGCAACAGACAUGGUAGCCACUCCUGAGGUAGUUGCUGGGCAACAGCCAAUGAGGGAGAGGCAGGAUGCAGAGGACGAGGAAGAGAGGGAGGAGCAGGGAAAGGGUGUGACUGGUAAGAUGGAUGAAGAGGAGGUGGAGGAGGCGAGGGAGGGUGCUGAGCAGGACCAAUCGGAUGCGGAGGAGGAGGAGCCAGUGAGCCCUGUGCUGGAACUGGACCCCUCUUUGGACAUGGAGGUGAUGGCGCUGAUGACCUCCUCCUCACCUGCCUCCUCUCUCCUGCACCUCCCCUCCCCGAGCCCUCCUCCCGCCUCCCAAAGGGGCAUGGGUCGGACUCUAAGGCCUCCUCCCUGCUCCUCCAGGCCCUUGGACGACCUCGCCAUCCGUCUGAGGCAGUCCCCCUUCUCCACCGAGGCCUCCCCUGAGACCUCCCCCGCCAGAGCUCCUGUCACCCCGCCUCCCCUUUCCCCACCCUCACCUCCUCUCCGCUACACCCCCUCGGCCAGCGAGUCUCCACCUCUUUCAAAGCCUCAGGCUCCUCCCAUCACUGUGCUCCCCCUGACUCCUAAAAUCGGCAUGGGGAAGCCAGCCAUCUCCAAGAGGAAGUUCUCCCCGGGCAGAGCCAGGGUCAAACAGGGUUCGUGGUGGAGUAAUCGCAGGGCGGUGAGCCCCCCCUCAUCCUCCCAGGAUUCCAUGGGGGAGGGAGGGUGGGACAGCCCUAAGCCCCGUCCACCGGACUCCCCCCUCUGGAGCAUGAGAGUGGGUCGUGGUUCAGGGUUUCCAGGCAGGAGGAGGUCCAGAGGAGGAGGUAUUGGAGGAGGCAGAGGAGGCAGAGGAAGGAGCCGGCUGAAAACCCAGGACUGUCUGACUGUGUCACCUGGAAGUGUGUAUGUGGAGCCGUUCCAGCCGAAGGAGGAGGAGGAGAACUCGAUGCACAACACAGUGGUGAUGUUCUCCACCUCUGACCACUUCACCCUCAAGCAGGACAUGUGUGUGGUGUGUGGCAGUUUUGGUCAGGGGGCUGAAGGCAGACUGUUGGCCUGUUCUCAGUGUGGACAGUGUUACCAUCCCUACUGUGUCAACGUCAAGAUUACAAGGGUCAUCCUGACCAAAGGGUGGCGCUGUCUGGAGUGUACUGUGUGUGAGGCGUGUGGCGAGGCCAGCGACCCCGGGCGACUGUUGCUAUGCGAUGACUGUGACAUCAGCUACCACACCUACUGCCUGGACCCGCCCCUUCAUACAGUCCCUAAAGGAGCCUGGAAGUGCAAGUGGUGUGUGUGGUGUGUCCAGUGUGGCUCCUCCUCCCCCGGGCUGCACUCUGAUUGGCAGAAUAACUACAGUCGCUGUGGACCGUGUGCCAGUCUGAGCUGCUGUCCUCUCUGUCAGAGACAGUACACACAGGACGAACUGAUACUGCAGUGUCAGCAGUGUGACAGGUGGGUCCACGCUGUGUGUCAGGGUCUGAACACUGAAGAUGAGGUGGAGGUUGCUGCUGACGAAGGCUUCGACUGCUCGCUGUGUCGAACACACGGCCGCAGCUCCUACGGUCGGUCUGACAGUUUUGAUUCUCCCUACAUGGCUCAGAUCAUCUCCAGGAUCAGAGAACCCGUGUGUGCAGAGACAAAGACGUACACUCAGGAUGGAGUGUGUCUGACGGAGUCGGGACUCUCUCACCUGCAGUCUCUGGUUGAACCUCUGACGUCACCGCGCAGGUACCGCAGGUGUAAGCCCAAACUGAAGCUGAGGAUCAUCAACCAGAACAGUGUGUCUGUCCUGCAGACUCCACCCGACCCUGACCCCCCCACUGAGCAGGACCCGUGCAGAGGUGACGUGGAGAGUGAGAUGAAAUCUGACUCCAGCCCUGAGCGAGACCACGCCCAUGACGAUGAUGUCACCAAGGAGCCUGAGGUUACCGAUGGCAACAAGAAGAGGAAAAGGAAACCCUACAGGCCUGGUAUCGGGGGGUUCAUGGUGCGGCAGCGUGGAGGGAGAGCCGGUCCGAGCAGAAUCAAACUGUGCAGGAAAGAUUCAUCAGAGAUGCUGCCGGGUCGAGACGAAGAGGUUUCCAUGGAGACGGUGCCCCCUGCCGACCAGACGACGGAGAAGGUGAAGAAGAGAUACAGGAAGAAGAAGACGAAGCUGGAGGAGGAGUUCCCUUCCUAUCUCCAGGAGGCGUUUUUUGGUCGGGAUCUUCUGGACCGAAGCCGGCAAGUGGACAGAAAGCCAGGGCCAGAGACACCAGGCGCCAGCCAAUCAGGAGCCGCGACAGGUGACGUGAAAGGCCGCGCCCCCUCAGGCCUGCCACUCGGCGCCAUGGCAACCAAUGCCAUCAAGAAGCAGGGAACACUGCCCAUGUCGGAGGAUGCUCUGUUGGAUCUGUCUGAUGUUCUCAACACUGAUCCUCACAUACUGGCCACGGGACACACAGGUCAGAGUCAGGUGGAGCGCUCCCUCUCUCCGUUUGCCGGUCUUGACAUCAGCUCCAUGGCGGACGACCUAACAGGAAGUGGUGGGCGUGGCCAGAGGGUGGUGCAGGAGGAACCUCUGGACGCCAUAUUGAGUCCUGAGCUUGACAAGAUGGUCACUGACGGUGCCAUCCUCAGCAAACUGUACAAGAUCCCAGAGCUGGAGGGGAAGGACGUGGAGGAGGUGUUCACUGCUGUUCUCAGUCCAAGCAGCAGCAACAACCAACAGCCAGAGCAGAGCCAACAAACACACACUGCUGCUGCGAGCAAGACACACACACACAAUGCAGCAGCCGCCGUGUUUCCUCGUCUUCCGCUGAUGAACGGCCUGAUGGGAGCUGCUCCUCACUUUCCUAACACUCCCAUGAUGCCCAGCGGCGCCCAGAGUCCUGCAGGCUUCAGGAUGCCCCCUCCUGAGAGCCCCGCCCCUGCUCCGCUGCAAGGCACCGCCCUGGGGCUGGGCUCAGCCAAUCGGGCGCCAGCGGGAGAGGGCGAGCAGGACGUGAUGUCGACAGCUCAGAGGGGCAUGUUGAAGUGGGAGAAAGAAGAAACUCUGGGAGAGAUGGCCACGGUUGCUCCUGUCCUCUACUGUAACACCAACUUCCCCCAGCUGAGAGAGCAGUACCCUGACUGGUCCACCAGAGUGAAGCAGAUCGCCAAGCUGUGGAGGAAGGCCAGCUCUCAGGACAGAGCUCCAUUCGUGCAAAAAGCUCGAGAUAACCGGGCGGCUCAGCGCAUCAACAAGGUGCAGCUGUCCAACGACCCGCUCAAACGCCACCAACCCCAGCAGCAGCAGCAGCAGCAGCCGCUACCACUGCCGUUACCACUACCGCCGCCGCCGGGACCUUAUGACCCCAUUUCCAUGGAGACGGAGGGGGCGUUUAAGGAUCCGCUGAGACCCAAAGAGUCAGAACAGGAGCAGGAGUGGAAGUUAAGACAGGAAGAGGUAAAUGACAGAUGGGGAGCCGGUAAGAAGAGGCAGGAAAAUCUCCCCCAAAGCAGAGCCCUAAAAUCACCAACAGAUAAAGAUUGUCCCUACCAGGCAUCUGUAGCAGGAGGUGGCAAAGAGGCUCUGAUGAUGCGUCAGAAGAGUAAGCAGCUGGCGAAGAUGGAGGCGACUCAGAAGUUGGAGCAGGUGAAGAUUGAGCAGCUGCAGCAGCAGAGGCAGCAGCAGCUGGUUGGUCGUCUGUCCCCGGAGGCCGGCAGCAGGAGUCCCAUCACCUCCUCCCAAGGCAGCGCCUCCCCCCUCCAUCCACCGCUGUCCAGACAGCACCUCCUCCUCGCCGACGAUGUCUUCCUUAGACCGCAAGCCCCUCCCCCCUCUGGUUUCUCCUCACUUCCUCACUCCCCCCUCCCAUCCUCCCCUCUCCACCAGCCCCCAUCCUCCCCUCAGAUGUUCUCCCCGCCCUCCUCCCGCCCCUCCUCGCCCUGGGACCCCUACAGUAAAGUAGCAGGGACUCCUCGCCCCACCUCCUCCCAGGUCACCGGCCCCCCAGCCCCCCAGCAGCAGCGUCACAACUCCCUCAGCGCCUCCCCGGCCCACGAUGCCUUUGGCUCCCCCGCACCAUCCCCCGACUCUAAAACCUCUGACGUCCCUCGGACCCUUGGACCCCAACCAGGCCUGCAGCAGAGCAGGGCAGGUAUGAUGAGCCCCUCCUCCGGCUCGGCCCCCGACCUCUCCUCCAGACAUGUGGGUAUCCGAGCAGCAGAGACGUACCAGAGGACUCCACAUAACGGCAGUAACAUACGUGUACCGGUGUCUGAGUCGUACGGUCGGGCUGGUGAACUGGUCCAGGGUGGGUUGUUUAAAGCCCCCAUGCCCCCCCAGCACCAGCCUCAGCAGGAGGUGUUUGGCAGCUCAGGAGGCGGAGGAGGACGGAGGGACCCGUCCAGACCCACAGACCUGGGCUUCACCCUUCUCCAGUCUCAGGACCCUCCCUUCCCCUCCAGUCCGCUGACAGGGCUGGGUUCCCCCCACCGCAGCCCCUACGCCCAGACGCCCGGCACCCCCAGACCUGACUACAGCCAGCAAAUCACUGACCCCUUCACCCAGCACUCACCUUUGACCUCCCGGCCCUCGCCUGACCCCUACGCCAACCCUCAGACUCCCGGUACACCUCGCCCCCAUUCUGACCCUGCUUACCUUGCAACACCGCCUACGCUGAGACUGGACCCGUACAACCAGCAGUCUGCCAACCGCCGGCCGUCCCCCUCUCACCCAAACAUCGACCCCUACGCCUCCAACCCCGGGACACCACGCCCCUCUGUCACAGAGCGCUUCCCUCGAUCGCCAGGGAGUCAGCGGAGCAACGACCCCUACGCUCAGACCGCUGGGACGCCACGACCCACCUCUGAUCCCUACGCCCAGCAGCCCUCCACGCCACGGCCCCAGAAGGCCCCAGAGCCCUUCAGUCAGACCCCAGUGGAGAGCUUCACUCCUCAGCCUGCAGGAUCCACCUCAUCUCCUUCAGUUCCAGGACUGUCUGGAGAGACGGUGUCCUUCACCUCCGCACACCACCAGUUGCAGCAGUCUCCAGGAAGACAACAACAACAGCAGUCAACAGAGUCAUUUCCCAGAACCUCCAGCAGCCAGACCCCAAAGCACCCUGGGAUGUCAGAGGACAGCAACUUUCUGGCAGGUCAGACUCCUGGUAACGACACCAUCGAGCAGGGCCAUGUUACAUUAGGCCCCUUACAAACGGACAAGACGACAACCAAUGAAAUGGCAGCACUGGCCCAGGCUUCUUUAGACGGACCAAUGAGCAUGCUGCCUCAGAUUGGUGACUCAGAGGAGAAGCUGAGACAGCGUCAGCGGCUCCGGCAGCUCAUUCUGAGGCAGCAGCAGCAAAAGAGUGCUCUACGGCAGGAGAAAGGUCUGCAGGAAGCAGCCUCUGGACCCUCUGCUGCUCCACCUGCACCCUCCCCUGGUCCUGCCACACCACGACACUGGUCUCAGGUGGACUCCUCCACUGCUUCUCCAACAGACCCGUUUGGACGUCCCCCACCCCCUUACCCUGGCACGAGGCCUAGUGGGGCAGUGGGGGCCCCAGCCCCCAGGUUCCCUGGAGGUUUCCCAGGGGAGCAGCAGAGGGGCUUCACCUCCAGUGAGCCUCCUUUCCCCAGGCAGAGCCUCCCCAGAGAGCUGGGCGUUCGAGGACCGUUGCUGAGGUUUGGUGUUCCUCCAGGAGCUCCAACGGGUUUCCAGGACUCCUUCUUGCGUCCUCCCCAGGGAUCUGUGCCUGGUUCUGGACUGACUUUGGUGGAAGGUGUCCCCGUCCAGAUGAGGAGGCCAAUGCCUGGGGAGUUCACAGGCAUCCGACCCCUCACAGUUCCAGGCGCUCCCCCACACAUGAUGCCGGGUGUCCCCCAGCCCUUCCUUCCACGCUCCCUCCCCCUCCAGCAGCACAGCAUCAUGGGACAGCCUUACAUCGAGCUUCGACACCGCACCCCGGAAAACCGCCUGAGGCUGUCCUUCUCUGUGCCUGCCGCCCCUGACCCCGAGGCCCCGCUGCUGCAGCCCAGAGACCCCCAGGCGCCUGCGACCAGGCCCGCUCAGACGCCACUGGGCCAGCAGACGAUGCUGGACCAGCUGAACCAGCAGCAGCACCUCGGCCACGCAGCAGCAGCACUGACUCAGAGCGGUGACGCAACACUCCCGGGGGCUGAUGGGAUGGAGGAGCACCUGGAGGGAGAGGACUCAGCCGUGAAGGACCUGGAGGAUGUGGAGGUGAAAGAUCUGGUUGACCUCAACCUGAACCUCGACCCUGAAGACGGUAAAGAGGACCUGGAUCUGGGUCCUAACGACCUCCACCUCGACGACCUCCUGCUGUCGGGGAAGUUCGACCUGAUCGCCUACGCUGACCCUGAGCUCAAUCUGGAAGACAAGAAGGACAUGUUCAACGAGGAGCUGGACCUGGGGGAGCCUGCGGUGGAGAAGGACAGGGGAGAGAGGAGGGACGGAGCCAGUGGGUCCAGAAAGACAGAUAGCUACAGCCAGUGCAAACAGGAAGUGCAGGACAGCGUCAAGACAGAAGCCAGUGAAGUCCCUUCUACAACCCAGAACCCUGCUCCACAGUCUGGGGUUGUCACCACCAGCAGACCCCCCAGACCUCCAGGAGCUCCAGGAGCUGAGGCAGCAGGCUCUAGCCAGCCCUCAGUCCCUGCCUCCCUCCAGAAGGGGGAGGACUCUGGUUCUGGUUCAGGGGCCUUGCCGGCUCUCCAGACCCAGGAACAGGCUCCGUCAUCAGGCAUGGCUCCCAGAGCUCAUCCCCCCAUGACUGGAGGUCAACAGUUGGUCUUCCAGCAGCAGCAGAGACCAUUUGGACCCUCCCCCUCGGCUCUCUUCACCCCCCACCCUCAAGGCGUCCCUGUGUCUCCCCACCCCAGUCUGACUCCCCAGGGAGCCCCUGCCCCACCUCACCCACUGUCCCUGCAACCCCCCCAGCCUCGUCUCCUCCUCAACCCCCAGACCCAGAGCCAGGCUGUGUUCCCAAAGAACCAGGACCAGGACCAGGACCAGAACCAUCACAGGCCUCUCCUCCUGGAGGAGCAGCCGCUCCUCCUGCAGGACCUCCUAGACCAGGAGCGCCAGGAGCAGCAGCAGCAGAAACAGAUGCAGGCCCUGAUCAGACAAAGGUCCACGACAGACACUGUGUUACCCAACAUAGCAGACUUUGACUCCAUCUCUGAUCCCAUCAUGAAGGCCAAGAUGGUGGCUCUAAAGGGCAUCAACAAGGUCAUGACCCAGGGCAGCCUGGGACUCAACCCCAUGGUCAUCAACAGGUUCCAGCAGGCUCCUGUGGCUCCUGUGGUCCCAGGUCCAGAGGGGACCCCUCAGCCUCCACACCUGGCGGGACAAGACGCAAAGUUGAACCCCCAGUUGGUGCGACCCAGCCCCCCCAGCUUUGGCCCAGGCUUCGUCAAUGAGUCCCAGCGGCGUCAGUACGAGGAGUGGUUGGGGGAGACGCAGCAGCUCCUGCAGAUGCAGCAGCGCCUCCUGGAGGACCAGAUCGCUGCUCACCGCAAGACCAAGAAAUCUCUGUCGGCCAAACAGAGAACGGCUAAGAAGGCCGGCCGAGCGCUCGCCGAGGAGGACGCCGCCCAGCUCCGCAACAUCACGGAGCAGCAGGGAGCAGUCCAGAAACAGCUGGAGCAGAUCCGGAAGCAGCAGAAGGAUCAUGCCGAGCUGAUCGAGGACUACAGGACCAAGCAGCAGCAGCAGAGAGCAGCUGCAGGAGCGCCCCUCCUCCCUCAACCCAUGGUGUCAAUGCAGUCCCACCCGGGCGGCCCCACCCCGGCCCGUAUCCCAAACGCCCCCCUUGGUUGGACCCCAGGGAGCGAGGCCCCAGCAGGGGUGAUGGGGCAGAGGAUGGCACUUCAUCUGCCCCCUCAGAUGCCUCCGUCCCUACCUAACGCUCCUCGGGCUGCCCUGCACACCCACACCCCUCCUCCCAUGGUGCCCGGCCUCGUUGCUCCGACAGCGGGCUUCACUGCGGGCCCCCAGGGCCCCAGCACAGGGCCCACUGGGGCAGCAGCGGACGCAGCGGCCGCCCCACCUCAGGUGAAGUUUGACGACAACAACCCGUUCAGCGAGGGUUUCCAGGAGAGGGAGAGGAGGGAGAGGCUGAGAGAGCAGCAGGAGAGGCAGAGAGUUCAGCUCAUGCAUGAGGUGGAGCGUCAUCGUGCCCUGCAGCAGAGGCUGGAACUGGAGCAGCAUGGCCUCCUGGGAGCCUCCAUGGGUCCUGGAGCUGGAGUAGCAGCCAUGGCCUCAUCUGGAGCUCCAUCAGGGGCUCGAGCCGGACAAACUCCUGGACCUGGAGGUCCUGCGGGGUCAGCACCUGCCCAUGGAGAGGAUAGUCUCUCCCAGAUGCCCUUCUUCAGUUCUGAGCUGCCCCAGGACUUCCUCCAGUCCCCCCCAGCCUCCAGACCUCCCCCACAUCAUCAGGGCCAGGCAGCAGCACCAUUCCCCCAGCAGGCAGGCCAUCACCAGGGCUUCGUAGGAGGACCCCUUCACCCUGGAGCUCACCCAGCUUCAGGUCUGCUGCCCGGGGCCGCAGCAGAGCGAGGCAGGGCCUUGCCUGUGGAUGUGGCUCCCUCCAACCUCCAGACCAGGCCAAGGCUGUCGGGCCCCACUGUGCCCGCGGCCCCGGGACAGGUACAGGUACGGUCUGCUGGGAUCGGAGCGUCAGGAAUGACACCCUCCCAUGCUGGAGGUCAGGCACAUCGAUUUGGACAAGACUCCUCCUCUUCCUCCCCAUCUUUCUCCUGCUCCUCUUCCGGCGGCCCUUCCUCCCUCAUCCAGCUCUACUCUGACAUCAUCCCUGACGACAAACCAAAGAAGAAAAGGAGCAGGAAGAGGGAAGGAGAUGACCCCGCAGGUGGAGGAGGAGCCAGGACGCCACUGUCCUCACACUCUGAUGACAUCACAGCCCCACCCACUCCGGCUGUGUCAGACACUUCCUGCUCCACGCCCACUCGAGGCAACAUGGAUCAAUCAGAUAUGUGCUUCUCUCUAAGCUCUUCCCUCUCCGGACUGGCUCCGUCAUCAGAGCUGGAAAAACAGCUGUCCGUCAUUUCUGCUGCCCAACAGAGAGGCUCCGCCCUGGGCAUGGAGUGUCAGAGAGGUCAUCUGGAGGUCAAGGAGGAGCGUGAGGAGGGAGGAGCAUGUGGAGGAGGUGUGGUGAAGAUGGAGGAGGGCGGGGGUGAGGGAUUCUCCUCCCCCUCUCCUGUCCACGGGGGAGAUGGGGGCAAGGAGCUGCUCAGACAUCUGCUGAAGGACAAGACCUCCCCAGCAACCACGCCAUCACCCACCGGCCAGGCCCCGCCCACUGCUCAGACCCCACCUGCUGCCCGCCGCCAGCUGUCCAAUGAGAGCAUCCGGUCUGAGGAGGAGGACAGGCCUGGCUCCCAUGGCAACAUGGUGACGAUGGACAGUCCAGGUCCAGAUGUGCUGGACUCGUCCGGCAGGAAGAAGGCGCAGCGCUGUAAAAGACUGGCUCGGCCGGAGAAAGACAGAGCUCCCUCCAAAAACAAGAGGAGGAAGAAAGAGGAGGAGGAGAAGACGCUCCACUCCUCCUCCACCUCCCCCUCUGACCCGCUGAUGACACACCUCAGACAGCUGUCGGUGCUGCCUCUCAUGGAGCCAGUUCUUGGGGUGGAUCUGAGUCUGUUCCCCCCGUACGGCAGCUCCUCUCUGGGCAGAGACUCCAGACUGACGGGCUCCUUCGGUAACGCCUGCCUGGACGGAGUCACUGACUACUACUCCCAGCUCAUAUACAAGCAGAAUAACCUCAGCAACCCCCCCACACCUCCGGCCUCCCUGCCCCCCACCCCCCCGCCUGUCGCCAGGCAGAAACUGGUCAACGGCUUCGCCACAACGGAGGAGCUGGCGAGGAAGGACAUCACGGAACAGGACGUGAAAGGUGUGAAACAGAAGGGGGAGGGGCUUCUGACUCUGAACCACACCUCCAAAACUGUUGACGUCCCCGCCUCCCUGCCAACGCCACCCCACAACAAUCAGGAAGAGAUCAGGGUCCAGGACACGUGUGGUCGUGACAGCCCGGAUGGUUUCAUCCCGUCCUCCUCUCCGGAGAGCGUGGCAGACAUGGAGGUCAGCAGGUACCCCGACCUGUCCUUCAUCAAACUGGAGCCACCCUCUCCCUGCUCGUCACCUACAAUACCCAUGAUGCCCUGUGCCUGGGGCAAAGGCUCUGCAGUGAAACAGGAAGUGAAGUCGGAGCCCAACCACCAGGGUCCUCCCUCCUGCUCUAACACAGACCUGGUUACCAUAGCGAUAACCCUGAACCCUGUUGCCGCUCAGAAUGCUGCAGGUGUGAUGGCGGCGGUGGCGGAGCUGCUGCGGGUCCCCGUCCCCAUCGACUACCAGCUGAUUCGACCCGCCGGCCCCGAGCGUAGCUCUCUGGCGCUGCUGGCUGGAGUCCGAGUGCCGCUCACACAGGGUUCAACAGGCAGCAGACAGCAGAGACCUCCACCUCCUGCUGCUGCUGCUGCUGCUGCUGCCAGGCCUCAGUGCUGCAGCUGCUGCAAGGUGCUGCUGGGAAACGGAGUCCGCAUUGUCAAGGAGCUCAAACAGGAGGGUCAGUCCAGACCAGGAUCCAGCUUGGUGUUCUGCAGUCCAAACUGCUCUGCACUCUACACAUCUGACCUGCAGAGCACAACAGCUGGAACCAAGGCUGCAGUCCCCGUCAUGCUGGCCAGCUCUGAUCGUCCUCCUCCCAGCAGAGUGCAGCACCAGUAUACCAGUAACAUGUCCUCCAUCGCCGUCCACUCCCUCCUCAACACUCCCUCCUCACCUCCCCCCACCUCCUCCUCCUCCUCCCCACCACUCUCUUUCCCCACUGCCUCUGCCAUUACCAUGGAGACCAGGCCUCGCAUGGACAGCCUCAAGGUGAAGGUGAAGCUGAAGCCCCGCCCCCGGGCGGUAUCAGGUGUAGAGGACUUGCUUUUGUCUCGUCAUGGCAAGAGGAUGAAGGGUUGCCGUUGGACACGCUGGAGCUUGAACAUCACACUGAGCAGGGGUCCAUGCAUCCCCAACGAGGCUGUUGCCAUGCCAACAGAAGAGGCAGUGGAUGUGCUUUUGAAAAAGUUGGGGACCUGUCUACGUCCUGAUCCAUCACCCAAAGACCAGCGGAGGUGCUGCUUCUGUAACCAACAGGGUGAUGGACGGACAGACGGACCAGCCAGACUGCUUAACUUGGACCUGGACCUGUGGGUCCACCUGAACUGUGCUCUGUGGUCCAGUGAGGUGUACGAGACUCAGGCCGGCGCUCUGAUCAACGUGGAGCUGGCUCUGAGACGAAGUCUGACUCUGCGCUGUGCUCACUGUCAAAAGACCGGAGCCACAAGUGGCUGUAACCGCCUCCGCUGCACCAACACCUACCACUUCACAUGCGCACUGCAGGCCCACUGCACCUUCUUCAAGGAUAAGACCAUGCUCUGUCACCUCCAUAAGCCCAGGACGGUUCCUCUCAGUGGGGACAGGUCCUCCAGCGGCUCCCCCUCCUCCACUCCGGGGCUGCCUGCCGACCCCGCUGCAAUGGCCCUCUGUGACCCGUACGACUGCGAGCUACGAUGCUUCUCCGUGUUUCGGCGAGUGUUCGUACAACGGGACGAGGCGCGGCAGAUCGCUGCAGUGGUGCAGCGCGGCGAGCGUCAGCACACCUUCCGAGUCGGCAGCCUUUUGUUCCGCGCCGUCGGCAGGCUCCUCCCUCAGCAGAUGAAGGCCUUCCACAAUAAGACUGCCAUCUUCCCCAUCGGUUACCACGCCAACCGCAUCUACUGGAGCAUGCGCCACAGCAACAGACGCUGUAAGUACAUGUGCUGCAUUGAGGAGCAGGAGGGCCAGCCGCUGUUCAAAGUCAAGGUGGUGGAGAAGGGAUACGAUGACCUCAUACUGACCGGACCAACACCCAAAGCUGUGUGGGACCAGAUUCUGGAACCAAUAUCACAGAUGAGAUCCUCCAGUGGGACUCUGAAACUCUUCCCAGUUUACCUGAAAGGAGAAGAUCUGUUUGGUUUGACCACGUCUGCAGUGACCAGGAUCAUCGAGUCUCUGCCAGGUGUGGAGACCUGUGAGCGUUACACCUUUCGUUAUGGCAGGAACCCUCUGAUGGAGUGGCCCCUGGCCUUCAACCCGUCUGGCUCGGCCCGCUCUGAACCCAAAGCCUGCCAGGCCAAGAGACCGAACCCGUUGACCAGCAUCGCUCCCAGGUGUCAGGGCUCAGUGGGCUCCAUCGUGGGCCUCGUGCCCGGCGUCAUCUCUCUGUCUCCAGGAGAGUCGGUGGCCGGAGCUCAUCAGGGACGCCACUCCAAGUCGUCCCAGUACCGACGCAUGAAGGCCGAGUGGAAGACCAACGUCUACUUGGCCCGCUCUCGCAUCCAGGGUCUGGGUCUGUACGCUGCCAGAGACAUUGAGAAAUGCACCAUGGUCAUCGAGUACAUUGGUACCAUCAUCAGGAGUGAAGUAGCCAACCGCAAGGAGAGGCUGUACGAGUCACAGAACCGUGGUGUGUACAUGUUCCGGAUCGACAACGACUAUGUGAUUGACGCCACCAUCACUGGAGGACCGGCCAGGUACAUCAACCACUCGUGUUCUCCCAACUGCAUCACAGAGGUGGUCACUGUGGAGAAGGAGAACAAGAUCAUCAUCAGCUCCUGCAGACGCAUCCAGAGAGGAGAAGAGCUGUCUUACGACUACAAGUUUGACCUGGAGGACGAUCAACAUAAGAUCCCGUGUCACUGUGGAGCCGUCAACUGCCGCAAAUGGAUGAACUGAACACACACACAGAUCUGUCUCUCUCUCUGUCUCGGUGCUGGGGCUGGAUGUCGAUCGCCCAUCACCCUGUGGGCGGAGCUACACUUCAUAUCAGAAGUCAAUAUAAUAAAGUGAUCAGAGAUAAUAAUGAUUGGAGGGAGGGGGUGACUGACAGAUAAGGGUUGGGGCUAUAUAGAGAUAUAUAUGUAUAUGUACGUAUCGGGAGGGCGUGGCUUAAGAUGGUCAGGGAGGGGGCGGGGCUUAUGACGAGGCUGGUCCUCUGUGUGUAUAUUGAGUGUAAAAAUGACCACAGAUGUAAAUGUGAGUGUAAACGCCACUGAAAUAACCGAAUGUCUUCGUCCUCACAGGGAGGGUCAUUAAGUUGCACUAUAAAAACUAUAAAACAAGAAAAACAGACGGAUCAAUUCCCAGAGAAACUUACUUGACUCCUCCUCCUCCUCCUCCUCCUCCUCCCUGCGUUCUGUUAAUUUCCUGUAAAAUAAGAGAUUUUGUUCUUUUUGUAUUUAUUACUGAAUGAAGCUAUUUUCUAAAUCCACGGUGAGUUCGAGGUCGGGAGUCGCAGCGUGUAAAUAUGUGUAUCAUAAGUUUAAAAGAAAACAAAAAGUUUAGAAAUCACUCCACCGAGAGCUACCUUAACAUCCUCAUCCUCACCUUCAUCACCUGCCAAUCAGAGCGUCGUUCUGUUUGAGUUUUGAAUAAAGUUUCACUGUUUCUGUUUCCUGCCCCGGCGCUGGAGGCGGUGCGUUCUGAUUGGACAAAGACUGUGAACAGACUCCCUGAGUGUCGGGCAGGUUUCACCGCGGCCUUCAUCGGACUUUAGUUUGUUUGUUUGUUUGUUUUUCACCCUGCGUUUUGGCUGCAGGCGUCUGUGUGUGGUGGAGUCCUGCUGCCAUGUACAUAUGAGGUUUUAUCAGGACUCUGCUGAUGUGUACAGUGAGACGACAUGAAGCCUUGUUUUUGUUUGUUUGUUUUUUUUAUUAUUGGAAGUAAACAAAGUGUGACGAUGAUGAUGAUGAAGAUGAUGAUGUUUUUUGUUUUGGGGAAAAAUGUGGAAUCUGAUUUAGAAUCAUUUACAGAAAAUAAAAUAUUUUACAUCAUGAACAAA
Epinephelus moara (kelp grouper) is the source of this 17441-nucleotide messenger RNA. Its product is annotated as histone-lysine N-methyltransferase 2C-like. NCBI's taxonomy places the organism in Eukaryota, Metazoa, Chordata, Actinopteri, Perciformes, Serranidae. Gene Ontology annotation, cellular component: MLL3/4 complex; nucleus. The transcript has 65 exons. Gene Ontology annotation, biological process: positive regulation of transcription by RNA polymerase II. The coding region runs from base 56 to 16336 and encodes 5426 amino acids. The record is from RefSeq and is a predicted model, not a curated record. Gene Ontology annotation, molecular function: histone H3K4 methyltransferase activity; histone binding; transcription coactivator activity.